Molecule: messenger RNA, 6905 nt
Organism: Cimex lectularius (bed bug)
Lineage: Eukaryota; Metazoa; Arthropoda; Insecta; Hemiptera; Cimicidae
Product: histone acetyltransferase KAT6B-like
Exons: 19
Coding region: 581-6625 (2014 amino acids)
Biological process (GO): nucleosome assembly; regulation of DNA-templated transcription
Cellular component (GO): nucleosome; MOZ/MORF histone acetyltransferase complex
Molecular function (GO): histone acetyltransferase activity; DNA binding
Source: RefSeq, a predicted model, not a curated record
ACAGCGUUUGUCCGGGUUGGCGAGCGGGGCCGGGCGAGGGGCUGAGGGCGAGGGGGCCGUCGCUCCUUCGACUCCGGCCAUCUUGUUGCCAUGUUUUGAUACGAAACGGUUCGCACUUCGCUCCAUCUCGCCUCCGUUCCGCCGUCGUUUCCCAAACCGAGACAAGUUCGAAUCCCGGCGACAAUCCGCCCCAGGGAUGGCGUUUAACCCGGGAUACACUUUUUAAAGGGGCGGACCGCUUUUUGAGACUUUUCCGUCGAGACAGUCGAUCCCGACUCGGCCGAGCCCAACCUACAUCGCCGAGGGCCACGGGACAAACGCUCAACGAAGCCCAGCACAUCGAUUAUGAGUUCCAUGUUCCAGCGGAGAGACUGCGCGGGCCACAGUGUUAGAUUUAUUCGUAAAAAUGAGUAUUGAGUAUUAUUCAGAAUGUGAUUUCGCCGUGAGGACAUUAUGCAUAUUGGAGCAAUGCCGCUCCUUAGGAAGAACAAUAAACUAGUGCUAAUAGAAUAUUAAUUAAAAAAACAAAACAAAAACAGUGGUAGUGUUAAGAGAAAAAAAAACUGUUGAAAACUUUAAAAUGAAAGAAGACGAGAGUACGGAGCAAUGGUUGAAAUGGGUUUUGGACGCCAUCAACAAGAUUCGACAGCAGAAGCAGAGGCCGUCUGUGGAAAGGAUCGUCAACGCGAUCAAACAACACGAGCCGGCCACAGAAUCAACGAUCACCAACCAUUUGGACGAUCUGGUCGAAAAAGGACUCGUCCUUAAGGUGAUCAACAAGGGAAAGGAGUCUUUCAAAGACCCAGGCGGUGCCCACAACAGGUUUAUCGUCGUCGACAAGGACGCGGAUCUCAUAAAGGUUGUCGUCAAAGCCGUCAAGGAUCUGGACGACGGCGACGGCUCCUCUCUGAAGUCCAUCGAAAAGUACGUCCAGCAGUCAAACUGCCUCAACAUCAAGCCGGGCGUCGAUUUGAACCAAGUCGUUAAGAACUCUCUGAAACGCGCUGUUGAACGCAAUUUGGUGAUUUUGGACGGCAAGUAUUACAAAGGGCUGUACGACGAACCGAAAACUCCAAAGUCCUACUACAAGAAGUCCGGUUUUGAUUCAUCUCCCGGGAAACCGGGCCGCAAGAGGAAAUCAGACUCAGAAGAACCUCCUAAGCCUAAACGAGGAUUGCCAAUCUGCAGUGAGUGCCUAGGAACUGCGAAUAAAAAUAAAGCCGGAGUUGAAGAGGCUUUGAGUAUAUGCAGUGGCUGCGGUGCAAGUGUACAUCCAUCGUGCGCCGCUAAGGGCGACCUGUUCACUUGCCUAAUUACCAAAGGGAACAUUUGGCACUGCGAAGAAUGUGCCGUUUGUGCAAAAUGUAGAGUCUGUACUGACAAGAUUUGCAUAUGGAAAUGCGGUUCAUGCGAGAGGGGCUAUCACCUGGAUUGCAUGAACCCUCCGCUGGACAAGAAAUCCAAAUCGCCGUGGAAAUGUGAGCAUUGUACAGAUGGAAAAGAGGAAGAAAAGGAUAAAAACGAAACCCUCCUCUCUACUUCAUCUGGGACGCUGAGCUCAUCCACAUCCCCGAAGAAGCAGAAGAGUCUAAGAACUCAACAUUUAAGAAGUCUCAGGAAAGCUGCAAGGGCUGUUGGGAAGAAGGGACAUACGCGCUCACUGAGCAUAGAAAGCAGCUCGGAGGAUGGUAAUGAUCAUCUACCCAACCCAUCUCCCUCCUACCCAACGUCCUUCCACCUGCCGUCUGGGGGCCGGCGAAUCGAGAUCAGUGAAACUAUUUCAAAAGAGAAACAAAAGUUUUUCAGGUGUUCCGCAUUUUACAAGAGAUACAAUAAUAGCAAUAAUAAUAACAAUAAUAUCAAUGUGAACACAAGGGCAGAGCUGCAGCAACCCUUAGCCCCAAAAAGUAAUGCAAUAACACCCGUGACCCCACUCACUCAAUUCCCGCGACAUGUGCCUCCGCUUAAUCCUCAUUCUGACAGUAAAAUGCCUUUUGGUUGUUUUGAUGAUUCCGAUGAGCCUUGGGGCUUUGCUGCGGUUAAAUUUGAAGCCGUUAAGGGACACAAUGACAUUUUCUCGCCUCGAGAGGCAAAAGGGCGGCGGUGGAAGAAAGACAGCCCUGUACAAAAGUCCCCGUCUAGCCUCGUCAAAUCCGCGGUCAACUCCAAGGUACAUGAACUCGAACGGAGGAAGUUAAUUGGGGAAGGGUGUAAACUGAUGACAGCACAUCAUCGGCUGCCAGCAGAAGAAUGGAACAGGGAACGCCAAACAGAGGCAGCUACAAUUACAAGUAUUAUAUCAAAUGAUUUGCCUCCUGGAGUGACCCAGAAGGAUCUGGAUACUUUUAAAACAGCGAGGGAAAACGCUGCCAGGUUGACAAAGCCGAACUCGACUUCAGAUCACGAUUUAUUGGCCAGCAGCGGAGCAGGUGGUUCUUUGAGGUGUCCGGCUUCAAUAGAGUUCGGAAAACACCACAUUCACACUUGGUAUUCAUCACCUUUCCCACAGGAAUAUGCUAGACUUGGAAAGUUGUUUCUGUGCGAAUUCUGUUUAAAAUACACCAAGAGUAAGGCUGUCUUGAGGAGACACUUACACAAAUGCACCUGGAGACAUCCGCCCGGUACUGAAAUUUACAGGCACAACAAUCUGUCUGUUUUUGAGGUGGAUGGCAAUGUUGCAAAGUUUUACUGUCAAAAUUUGUGCCUUCUGGCGAAACUGUUUCUGGACCACAAAACUCUUUAUUACGAUGUAGAACCUUUUUUAUUUUAUGUCUUAACUAAAAAUGAUGAUCAGGGUUUCCAUUUAGUUGGAUAUUUUUCAAAAGAAAAGCAUUGUUUACAAAAAUAUAAUGUGUCUUGUAUUAUGACACUACCUCACUAUCAACGGCAAGGUUUUGGAAGAUUCCUCAUUGAUUUCAGUUACCUCCUGUCGAAGCAAGAAGGCCAGCCUGGCACACCUGAAAAACCGCUUUCAGAUCUUGGCAGGGUCUCUUAUCAUGCAUAUUGGAAAUCAGUUAUUCUCGAGUAUAUUAAUGAACAUCGGGAUGAAAAUUUUUCUAUAAGCGAACUUUCAAAAGGAACUGGAGUCAAAGCACAAGAUAUUGCCGAAAUGCUUCAAAUAAUGGGAAUGGUGAGACCGUCCAAGGUUGAACUCUGUGAGAGUAGUUCUAAAGUAGUAGUAGCUGUAGAUUGGGCAAUGGUUGAUGCUCAUGCUGAAAGACUGAAAAGAAGCAAAUCUGUGAGGAUUAAGAUAGAGCCAGAAUGCCUUAGGUGGACUCCACUCAUUCCUACUCUUGUUAAUCCUUAUAAGAAUGACGAUGAUGAUGAGGAUGACGAUGAUGACGACGAUGAUGAUGAAGAAGAGGAAGAAGAAGAGACAAAGGUUGAUGAAGAGGAAGAGGGUGAAGAAGAUGAAGAGGAGAAAGAAGAAGUGGUAGCCGAUUUAAAAACAAAAGAAAAAGUUAAAAUAGAAACAAAAGAAGUCAAAGAAGAAAAAAUCAAACCAGUUCUUUCGCCAAAGCCUAUGACGCCUGUACCUUCGAAUUCAGAUACGUUUUCACUACGUACGCCGAAAGGAGGAAGUCGUUUAAAGCAAGGACUCCUUCCAGAAUUAUUUAAGAAGCAGACAGACGUAAAUCUAAAGGCGCCGAAAUUAAAACCGGAGGUUCCUUUCGAUGAGCCAAUUUUGGACAAAAGAAGGAGAACAAAGAGAAAGUAUGCAGAGGUUGAAGAGGAUGAUGAUGUUGAAGAGAGUAACACCGAACCAGCUCCAUCAGUAAACUUGGAGACGAAACAAUCAGACAGAAAAAAGAAGAAAUCUGUUAUAGAGCCAUCGCCGCUCAUUAAACCUAGUCGUCUAAAGAUUCCCGGUACACCUUUGUUAACUCCAGUGGUCAAUGAUUCGGUUACUGAGCCAGAAACGACUGGAAGGAGGACUCGUCGUCCGAAAGUUACUCUUGAAGCGAAAGAAGCUGAGGAAGAGGAAGUUGAGGAGGAAUCCACUCCUAAAUUAUCCAAAAGGCAAAUUGCUGCUCGAGAAAGGUGGGCCAAAAGGAAACAGAAGAAAUUGGAAGCUGAAAAUGAGCCUCCUGUUGAUCAAACUUAUGAAGAAGCUUCUAAUGAGGAAGAGCUUUCUGAUGCCAGCCCACUCAGGAAAAAGAAGAACAGUAAAAGGAUGGAAAGCGUCCAGAGUCCUGUUAAAGAAGACAACCUUGCAAAGGUCAAAACUGACGAAAGGAUAACACAGACUGCAAAAGAUUCUAAAAGGUCAGGAAAGAAAGUGGAAACUCCCAAGCCAAAAGAAAAGUCGCCAGUUAAGGUUGUUGAACCUGAAGAAAAGUCAGAAGAGAAAGAAGAAAACGAUGAAAGCAGUGUUUCGGAGACUCCUGCAGAAACACCUGAGGCUCUUACGAGGAAGCGAGGAUGGGCCAAAGGUGUUUCAAGGAAGGAUUACACACCAAAAGAUAAACCUAAAAAGAAACCUAGCAGGCAGUGGGGUGUUAAAUCCAGACGGGGUCGAGGCAAGAAAAAGAUUGCUAAAAAAUCACAGGCUCUCCCUCUUGAGGAUACUACCGACGCUCAAAGCAGUGAGAUCGAAGAUAGUGCCCAAUCGUCUCCGAGACAAGACUCCCAUGUCAAUUCUGAUAGCUCUUCUGAUGAGGAAGAGCUUAUUGAAAACAAGGAAGUUCCCGAGCUUGAAAAAGAUGUCUGUGAUAGCAAGGUGGAAGAGAAAAACGCCCACACUGAGGAAGUGGUGUCCAGUAACACAGAAGAAACUAAAGAUUCGAAAGAAGAUGAUGAAGAUAAACAAAAACCUGUCCUUGAGGAAGUCACUGCUGAAGCAGUUGAAGAUAACAAUGAGUCAUUAUCACCUCCAGUUCUUCCCCCAGCAAUUGAGGUUGAUAUGGAUGAGGAAGAUAAAACUGCUGAGCCUAAACAGGAAGAAAAUGGUAAAGCAUCUGAUUCAGAUGCAAACAAGGAGGAAGAAACGAAAGAAGAAGAACAAAAGAAAGAGGAAGUUAAAAAGGGAUCCACUCCUAGCCCAGAUUCCCACCAACCCGAACCAUCUUCAGAACAGCCGAUGCCCAAUGUGCCUUCUCCUAGUCCUUCUCAAUCUGAACAUAAACAUUCCCCUGAACAAACAGCACCGGUACUCCAGCCUGUGGAGCCGCUGCCUGAAAAACCGUUUACACCUCCCAAGCAAGUUGAGGAAAAUGUAGAGUUGCCUGUAGUCCAACAGACUUAUGCAGACAUUUCUAGGCCACCAGUAUUGGAAAAAGUCGAACAGAACCCGAUCCAACAGAACGAGCAUCAACUUCCUCCAAAUAUAAUACCGGAGAUGGUCAAAAAACCCGAAGUUAAGGAAAAUCCCUUUGUGCCCGAGGAAACGAAGAAACCGUUGCCCUUACCGAUGGAAGUGGACUUGACACAAUGCGAUGAUAGUCAGUCUCCUGCAAAGCCUGUUGUCGAAGAACAACCACCAAUACCCGAAUUGGUAAAAGAAAAAUGUUCACCCCCGAUAGAAAAGAAACUCCCUCAUCAACCUGUUUCAAGGCCUUAUGAGCAAAAAAUUCCUUUAGAAAGGUACCCUUCUCCUGUAAAAGAAAAAAAGGAAAAAAAGCACACCUCAAUUGUUGUUUUAGAUGAUGAUCAUGUGAAAGCAAGAGAGGUUCCUAGGGAAGAAGUUCCUCCACCUGCAAAACAGCCAAAAGUAACAGCUCCCAGCUAUAACACGGAACCUCCAAACAAUUCAGUUCACUCGAUACAUCCUUAUGUAAGCGGGUGCGGAGAGCUUGAUGUAAAUCUCGGUAUGGAGCCUCAGCCUCCUCCGCCUAACGAUAUGUUAGAACAGCAGAGGCAGCUCCAGUACAGUGAUUGUGCCCAACAGAGCUUGGCUUUACACCAUCAUCAUUUAACUCCUCCUUCCCAUAUGAACAUGGUGUACCAACAGCAACGGUCGAGCAAGCAGUCUGUGGCCAGCAGAUCCGCCUCCUCAAACCAGCGACAAGUGCAUCACCCUUCCUCCUCACCCCAUUAUCACCAGAGCCCGAAUUACAUAAUGUCGCAGGGAAGCGCGUACGUCAGCGUAUUGAGUCAUAGAAUGCAGAAUCCCCCGCAAAGGCUAGGCCCGUCCGGAUCAUGUUCUGUAUCGUCGCCGAAUUUUUAUUUGCAAACCCAACAAAAUUCGCCAAAUUCGCUAGUGAAACUGCAACAGUUGACCAACGGUCUCGACUCGAUUCCUGGCCACUGUGGAACGAUGACACCGCCUCCGAGGGUGGAUCUGACCCCUCCACCCAGCCAUGCGACACCUCCUCCUAAUCAUUAUAAAUUCUAUCCUACAAAUCAAAGACAUUCAAAUAUAUCGCCCGCCCCUCAGCCGAGAGGUCCACACAAUAUGCUCCAGUAUAACACUUUCAACAGCGGCUACUCCAGGCAGCAAACUCCGACAGUUACGGGUUAUAUCACAAACAGUGCAGGUUUUAUAAACCAAGCAGCACAGCUACCGAUGCAAAUGAUGCAGUCGCAGUAUCCACAAGAUCCUCAACAGAAUGCAAUGUACCCAACGUACGGCUAUCAUAUUAACAGCCCUUUGAUGCAACCUCUUAAUGGUACAAUGAGGAGAUAAAAUGCAUGUCCUCUCAUCGCUUAAGAACAGUUCUACUUAAUUAUAAUGUAAAUUGUGAGAGAUGUAAAUAUUAAUUGUAAAAUCAAACUGUUGCACAUUUGUACAGAGAAAACAAAUGUAUUUUAUUAUAAAUUUUCUGUUUAUAACUUUUUUAUUAAAUGUUAUUUAUGUCACGAUAGUUUUUAUUAUUAAAUAUUAAUACAAUUCAAAAGACGAAGUUUGUAUAUAACACUUGUUUUAUAGAAGUAUCGUUAGUACAAUGUACAUAAAUAAAAUUCAA